CUCCUCAUCCGGUGCCAGGAGAUAGGUCAGGCGGGGAGGCGUUAACUAGCCCUCUACUCCUUUGCCAGACCCCGAGGCAGCUGCAGUUCCUUCUCCAGCCGGCCGGCCCAUCUGCACUGUCAGGCAAGCUUCAAGCUGACCCACGACUUGCGCUAAGCCCCAAUUGAGCCGUGGCAUCCGGGAAGCGGAGGGAGCCAGUCUAGAAACUUCAAGUGUGAGCGGUGGAGAAGCUGCUGGGCAGAGCUCAGCCUCAGAGCCUAGCUGCUGGCAUGCGGUGUGUGACCGGACUGCAGACAUCUGGCUCUGCUCUGCUAGUGCUCUGCCUCCACCCCUGACGCUGAGGUUGAGAGUAGACGAAACUCCCUCACCUGUCGGAACCCGGAUCUGGCGGUGGCGGGAAGGGAGCUGGCGGCCAGUGCCUGUUGGUUACAGCAAGCUUGGCAAGUGGCCCUACCUGCACCAGGGCGCCACCGCCAAGGAGGCAGGUGUGAGACUGCUCUGCGCCCCAGCCUCUUGUUGCUCUCCUUUGUCCCCAGGCACCAUCGGCUUGGGGUAGGUCUUCGGGUAACUCCUGCAGGACGCCAAGGCUGCAGGUUCGAGACGCCCCGCCUCCUCCUAUCACGUAGAGUCAUCAGUGCUGGAGGAAACUUCCAUUCAGCAAAAGUCUAAGGGUUGUGGUUUUUCGGAACUUUGCAAACGGACUAGCUGGCCCUUUAUCUGUAAGCCACGCCACACCUGCUGCUAGCUUGCAACAGCCUACAGUCCUGGAGAGACCACUCUUGCAGGGGCACCGACGCCCCAACUUUUGAUUCGCGUUGUGCGUAGCCUACCUGGAUACCUAGCUAAGGUGUCCCGGGAGGCACAUCUUUUGAAGACAGCGCCGCUCACACCGCCCAGCUCGCUCUUCUCUCCCUCCCAAGCGCGGGGUUGGACGCCUGAUCCGGGACCACACAAGCGCUCAGGACUCGCCGGACCUUGGAACCGCCUUCGAGAAAUCCUUAGCCCAGGAGGUCCGAGCCUCUUACUCCACACCACAGUCGGUUCAGGUGGUGUCCUCUUCAGAUCCUGCGUCUGGCGCGGAUAAUCCGCGCGGCCGGGCGUUGAGCUCCAGAUUCCUGUCGCUCCGUCGAGGUGGCAAAAGCCAUGGCCGGCUGCUGCUGUCUGUCUGCGGAGGAGAAAGAGUCGCAGCGCAUCAGCGCGGAGAUCGAACGGCAGCUUCGCCGCGACAAGAAGGACGCGCGCCGGGAACUCAAGCUGCUGUUGCUGGGAACUGGUGAGAGUGGGAAAAGCACCUUCAUCAAGCAGAUGAGGAUAAUCCAUGGGUCUGGCUACAGCGAUGAAGACAGAAAGGGCUUCACAAAGCUGGUUUACCAAAAUAUAUUCACGGCCAUGCAAGCCAUGAUCAGAGCAAUGGACACCCUGAGGAUACAAUACAUGUGUGAGCAGAAUAAGGAAAAUGCCCAGAUCAUCAGGGAAGUGGAAGUAGACAAAGUCUCCGCCCUCUCCAGAGACCAGGUGGCCGCCAUCAAGCAGCUGUGGCAGGAUCCAGGAAUCCAGGAGUGCUAUGACAGGAGGAGGGAGUACCAGCUGUCGGACUCUGCCAAGUAUUACCUGAUGGACAUUGACCGAAUUGCCAUGCCCUCUUUCGUGCCAACACAACAGGAUGUGCUUCGUGUUCGAGUGCCCACCACUGGCAUUAUAGAAUAUCCAUUUGACCUGGAAAACAUCAUCUUCCGGAUGGUGGAUGUUGGCGGCCAGCGAUCUGAACGACGGAAAUGGAUUCACUGCUUUGAGAGUGUCACUUCCAUCAUUUUCUUGGUUGCUCUGAGUGAAUAUGACCAGGUUCUGGCUGAGUGUGACAAUGAGAACCGUAUGGAGGAGAGCAAAGCCCUGUUUAAAACCAUCAUCACCUACCCCUGGUUUCUGAACUCCUCUGUAAUUCUGUUCUUAAAUAAGAAGGAUCUUUUGGAAGAGAAAAUCAUGUACUCUCAUCUAAUUAGCUACUUCCCAGAGUACACAGGACCAAAGCAAGAUGUCAAAGCUGCCAGGGACUUUAUCCUGAAGCUGUAUCAAGACCAGAAUCCUGACAAAGAGAAAGUCAUCUAUUCUCACUUCACAUGUGCUACAGACACCGAGAAUAUCCGCUUUGUGUUCGCUGCUGUCAAAGACACAAUCCUACAGCUAAACCUUCGGGAGUUCAACCUGGUGUAAACGGAAAGGCCUGCUCCUCUCAGAUGGAGGGUGAUCUGGAGCUGUUCCAGCCUGAUCUACAAAUGCCUGGACCAGGACCUAAGGACAUUAUGUACCCACAGGGACAGAGAUGGGUAGUGCAAUGUGAAAAAUACUUUACCAACCUUUUAAGUGUCUUUAAUUUUUGAUUGUCUAGUUCUUUUCUUACCUUUGGCUGAAAGAUUAGGUAUAAUUUUUAAGUGAUUUCCCCUUUUAAACUAGUGUUCAGCAGCUACUAAAAAUCACGAAACAGAGGGACUUGUUAAUUUACAAAUCAUGCCUUCAGACCUCUGAGAUCAUUUAGGUGACUAAAACAACUUUAUAGGCUUGAUAAUUUUAAAAUAAAUCUUUUAAGAAGCAUUUCUAACAUUUCUUUCCCUUAAUACUUUAGUGUGACUCAUGUAACAAUUUACUAAACAACCAAAGACUUCUUUCUAUGCCUUUUUGGGGAUUAUUUUUUAUUUUAAAAACAGGGUCUUAAAGUAGCCCAGGCUGGCAUCCAAUUCAAAUUUGCUGUGUAACUGAGCAUGGCCUUGGUCAUCCUGCCUAGAUGUUCCAUGCUCAGCUGGGAUUUUUUCUUUUGAGACAGGACUUCACAUAUUCCAUUCUGGUUGCAAACAUACUCUCUGGUCAAGGAUGACCUUGGACUUACGAUUCUCUUGUCUUCAUAUGUACAACCUAUUUAAGGCAGUUCUCACACUGUUGCUAAUUCCUAGCAUUAAGAGCUCUCAAACAGUGUGAUUUUUCAUUGAUAUUUACAGGUUAGGAAUGCUUAGAUUUAUGUGUCACAUGAUCAGUUUAUGUGAUGCUUGGGAUGGGCUUUGUACAUGUUAGGCCAAUGUUCUGCCAAUGGAGCUACACCCCAAGCCAAAGAUUUCUUUUAAAAAGCAGUUCUUUUCAAGUCAACUUUCUAAGCCAAAUUAAUAUUAUCCAAACAUUAAUUUUGCCACAAUUUGAUAAAACCAACUCUGACAUAUAAGUGGACUUUAAAAGACUGCAUGUGUGUGUCCCCUAAUGUGCAUGGCCAGGUCUUAUAGCUUAUGGAAUGGCUAAAGUAGAACUUGUUUAACAGAUGUUAUGUAAACCUUGCCAAAGCUCUGAUGGCAAUCAAAAAUGUGCUGUUUGAACUGUGUACACUGCGCCUUUCUGGAUACUAUGAAUACACUGUUCUACCCUGAACAUCGCUGAUGAUGUGCUUCUUAGAGCUCGUGGCUGACAGUUCUGUUCAAAAGAAAAAUGCUACAGUCUUAACAACUCAGCAGCUUUCCUGCUCCCCCCUUUGAAAGUCUUUACUCACCAUGGUGUGCUGGAGCUCCUUCGUGGCUCAGUAAAUGGUGUAGGUUCUGAUUCCCAGGAAGCCAAGUACUUCAUACUUAAGGGCUCGCUUGGGUGGCUUUGCUUGGACUGCUUACCCAGCAGUAUGUCUGUACUUACCUAGACGGAUCCACCUCUCACCAGUCUCAGAGGUCCCCAACUUAAAAUGGCUCAGCAUUUACGACAGUGAGAAAGUGAGAGAGAUCCAACGGAAACUGCACUUUGAAUUAUGAUCUCUUCUCAAGCUAGUGGUUUUUGGCCUGGUACUCUCUGAAGAUGAUGGGCAGUUACAAGCUGCAGCUCCCAGUCAGCCAUCCAUAGCAUCAUGAGGGGAAGCACGAACUUCUCCGUAGUAUACUGGAGGUCCCAGAGGGUCAGUAGACUACGUGCACUUUCAGCUUCAAUGCUUUUGGUCAGUGUGGGCUUGCUUAGUUAAGCCUCAGACUGGCUACAUCCACUGCAGAACCACAUGGCUUAAUUCCAAGAGCUGAAAUAAGUCAUUCUUUCACCCAGAGACUGGACCUCCAGAUUGUCAAUUUGUUGGAACAAUUGCCAAGUGUGAAACCAUUCUACCAAAGAAGCAUUAUAUUUAAAAAGUCAGUCUUCAGAACACACGAUUCCAGCCAAAAAUGUGGCAGAGGAAGGCCUUGUUGGGUAUCAGUGGGAGGAAUGGUCCUUGGUCACGUAAAGGCUCAACAGAUGCCUGAACAAAGGGAA
Molecule: messenger RNA, 4260 nt
Organism: Apodemus sylvaticus (European woodmouse)
Lineage: Eukaryota; Metazoa; Chordata; Mammalia; Rodentia; Muridae
Gene: Gna14
Product: G protein subunit alpha 14
Exons: 7
Coding region: 1144-2211 (355 amino acids)
Biological process (GO): adenylate cyclase-modulating G protein-coupled receptor signaling pathway; phospholipase C-activating dopamine receptor signaling pathway; action potential
Cellular component (GO): heterotrimeric G-protein complex
Molecular function (GO): GTPase activity; G-protein beta/gamma-subunit complex binding; G protein-coupled receptor binding
Source: RefSeq, a predicted model, not a curated record